AGUAUCUUACUUAUUUGUGAAGUCCACUUCUCCAGAGAUGAAAGAAAAUGGAAUGACACGUUUUAUUUGUUCGAAAGAAGUCGAUUCGAAGUGACGUAUACUUUUACUCUGAAGGUAUUCCCGGAAAGGUGAAACGUUGAACCGGUAAUGCAAUAGAGCUCGCCAGACCACGUGACCAAAACGCAACGCAUUCUGCGGGGUAAAGGCAAAAUGCCAAGUAGUCGGUUAUUACGUCACGUUGGCGAGCUUCCGGGUAAAGUCAGAGCUAGCCGUGCUAACAUGAUUGUGCUCGUGAUUUUCGUUUCCUUUUUGGGUUUUCCGUUAACUUCGUCAGUCCCAAACCCGAGGGACGACAGGCCCAUCAUCGGUGUAUUAGCUCAAGAAAAGAAAAAUUCACCGAAACCCAACCAGAACUCCUACAUUGCUGCCUCUUAUGUGAAGACCCUGGAGGCAGCAGGAGCAAGGGUUGUUCCUGUCAUGACAAACAGGACCCAGGAGGAGUACACGGCCCUCUUCAACUCCAUCAACGGGAUCCUUCUCCCCGGUGGAAGCGCCAACAUCUACUCAUCAGGCUAUCAAAGGGCUGCGAAGGCCUUUUAUGAGCUUGCUAUCGAGGCAAACAGAAAGGGCGACUAUUUUCCCAUGUGGGGCACCUGUCUUGGAUUUGAGCAGCUGGUGCUUUUAACGAGUGGAGAGGCUUUACUGACGUCGACCAACACACGCGGCGUGUCGUUGCCUCUUAACUUCACUGAUGAUGCCAGUGACAGUCGCCUGUUCGGCGGCUUCCCAGCCGAUCUCUUGGGGAAACUGGCGUCUGAGCCGCUAACGGUCAACAUUCACAAGUGGAGUCUGGCAUUGUUGACAUACGACACAAACGAGGAACUGAAGAAGUUCUACAAAGUCCUCUCCACCAAUACGGACGGACAAGUGGAGUUUGUUUCAACGAUGGAAGCGUAUGAUUACCCAAUAUAUGGGACGCAGUGGCAUCCAGAAAAGAAUGCAUUUGAAUGGAGGAAGGACUUUAUUCCACACACCCGUUCAGCGGUCAAGACCACGUUUUACAUCGCAGAAUUCUUCGUCAACGAAGCCAGGAAGAGCUUCCACUCGUUUGAAUCAAAGGACGAGGAGAGGAAAACGCUAAUCUACAACUUUUCUCCUGUUUACACUGAUGACCAGAGUCCCUUUGAGCAAAUCUAUCUUUUCUGAUGCCCGUUUGUGGAGAGCUUUCCGUCUUCACCAAGGUGCCAGGCUACCUCACUGAUAAUUCCACGUCAGAUUGAUUUUGCUGCCAUACUUUCGUCUGCGGACGACUUUAAUCCCCUUUUUUAAUGUGAACGAUGGCUCACUCGUCAUCAACUUUGCGUGGCAGUGGUCACUUUCAGUACUUACCUUAAUUUUGUUACUUUCUCGAUUAUCAACCUAUACGUAGAGUUGGUCAGCGUCCUCUGUUGCCCUCCAUGCCUGGUCGAGUUUAGGCGGGCGUUGAUGCGAAGACCAGAAAGAAGUCAACGGUGCUUUUCGGUGAUGCAAACCUUUUUGGAUAAACGACAGCAAAGCUCAAAAGAUCACAAAGACAUAAAGUUAAGCCACCUGUCCAGGAGAAACAGUGCCACCGUGUAAAAAGCAGCACCGAUGUUCAAAACUGUCUUGUUUGCGAGCUAAGCACCUGUCGUAUUGGGUUGUGAAGAGGAUUUUCAACAAUACGGUAGAGAAUAGAUAUGCUCCAGGAACUGAUCUCCCAUGGCCUGUGUUUACAUAGCACUUUUCUAGUCCUGGAUGACCACUCAAAGCUGCUUUACACUCACACAUUCAGGACACAUCCGUGCUCCUGCUGCUAGUAGGAGAGAAAGAGAUGUGACAGUCAACAGGUUAAUACUAUGACGGUGUCUGUAAAUAAAUAAAUAGAUAAAUGUAUAGGCACCGCAACGGGUUAACAAAAAAUCUUCCAACAGGCCUUAGAAAGUUCAGUUUCCAUUAGACUUUAAAAAGGACGGCAACUGGAGAACUGGAAUGUACUGUCAUUGUCAUGUCAUUUCAAAAAUGUUUUUACGCACAAAUCUGACCAAUCGUCUCAAAUAAAUGAUUGAUACAGAAAA
Molecule: messenger RNA, 2096 nt
Organism: Solea solea (common sole)
Lineage: Eukaryota; Metazoa; Chordata; Actinopteri; Pleuronectiformes; Soleidae
Product: gamma-glutamyl hydrolase-like
Exons: 9
Coding region: 211-1206 (331 amino acids)
Biological process (GO): tetrahydrofolylpolyglutamate metabolic process
Cellular component (GO): vacuole
Molecular function (GO): gamma-glutamyl-peptidase activity
Source: RefSeq, a predicted model, not a curated record